AGUUGUGGAAGUGUGGGCGGCAGGGUUGGGCUGGACUUCCGUUAGCGAGCGAGCGAGCGAGGCCGAGAGGGAGAGGAGCGCUGGUCUGAUGCAGGCGAUAAAGUGUGUGGUGGUGGGCGAUGGCGCGGUGGGUAAGACAUGUCUUCUCAUCAGCUACACGACCAACGCCUUCCCUGGAGAAUACAUCCCCACCGUCUUUGACAACUACUCGGCCAACGUGAUGGGGGACGGCAAGCCGGUGAACCUGGGGUUGUGGGACACGGCCGGGCAGGAGGACUACGACCGUCUGCGGCCACUCUCCUACCCCCAGACUGAUGUCUUCCUGAUCUGCUUCUCACUGGUCAGCCCAGCUUCCUUUGAAAAUGUCCGUGCCAAGUGGUAUCCAGAGGUUCGGCACCAUUGCCCAAACACACCCAUCAUCCUGGUGGGCACCAAGCUGGAUCUGCGAGAUGACAAGGACACAAUUGAGAAGCUGAGGGAGAAGAAGCUGACCCCCAUCACCUACCCCCAGGGCCUGGCCAUGGCCAAGGAGAUCGGUUCGGUGAAGUAUCUGGAGUGUUCGGCUUUAACUCAGCGAGGCCUUAAAACGGUUUUUGAUGAAGCCAUCCGUGCCGUUCUGUGUCCCAUUCCUGUAAAGAAGAAGAAGAGAAGAUGUUUUGUUUUGUAACUCUGUCCUUCUCUUGCCAGUUUACCAAGCCCACAGCAUUGAUUCAAAUAUGCCAAUAUUUUCCCUGCAUUGUGAUUACUUUUUCCCUUUAGAAUUGCUAUUGAGCAGAUACCCGUCUAAUUAUUUUCUGAUACUUACUAAGCAAUGAAAUAGGAUCAAUUAAACAACCUAGCAUUUGCUCCCUCUCCCUUCCCUACCCCCUCCAGCUCUGCCUAAUUACGCUCUUCGUAUUUAAAUUGCCAAAUUAUCCUCUAUAACUAGAUGCAACACUUCAUUUGCACUGCAAACACUAAAUCAUAGAAGGAUUUGCACCUUGCCGUCAUCUGGUACUGUUUACAACUUUUCCAGAACUCAAAUCAUUACUAGCGUAGGAUCUAUUCCCAACAUCUCAGGAUCACUCCAAAUUAACCGUCAACACAAGCUGGAAGUAACUGUGUUGAUGUAGAAUUACCUAGAACAGCUCUGACGGUGUGAACAGAUUUGAACACUUCAGAGGCGACAGGUAGCUUUAGUUGGGCCUGUUAUUUUUCUCUCCAUAAUUACAUUACAUGCUAACCACAUUACCUUGCUAGCUGGAAGUUGGCACAGAUGCUUUAUUGAUGUAAGCGUUAAGUACGAGUUAAUCAUGUCUGCUGCUGCGUUACUUAAACUUAAAACUAACAUGUGGUAGGUCUACGCCAAUUACUAACUAAUAAAACUAGGAUGUGCUCCUGCUUUGGAGGUGUGCUUCAGAGUUUCACAUUGAACCAAGCGUUUCAGUAUUCUUGGGCGGACGCAGAGAAGGAAAACAUGCUAGACUUUUGAAGGACUUGCGCGUGUUUUUGCUGAAUUCUAUAUUUUUAGUGAAGAUACAAGCAAGGUGGUGACAAAGGCAGGAACAGAUACUCGGGUUUGAAAAGAAUGGUUCUUUGAAGGCAUUGGAUCCUAACGAGCUUCUGAUUUGUAUCUUUACCGGAUUUUUUUGUGUAUGACAUGUGUUUCUGAAAUGGUUAACCACACAACUAUGUGUGUGCCUAUUAGAAUUUCAUUUUUAAAACAGUAAAUUUUAACUUUGAGUUGUCCCGCAGUGUCGUUCCCUGUUUUGAAUGCAAUGAAAGUGUUAUUUUCAUAAACUGGAAAUUAAUUACUGAUGACAAGAUUGCAAUUUUUUGUUAACACUUAAUUCUGUGACAAAUGCUAACGUUACUACAUAUAUCUUCAGCAAAGGAGCAUUCUUAGGACCGUGGUUUUUAUCCCUCCGUGACUGCAGAUCUUAAAAUAUUUCCUGUUUCAACAUUGAGAAACCUUAAAGACCAAACUUCUGCACGGAGUUAGAGGAACACCUUGCUUGUCCUUGUGCUUGGUUUAAUUCUACCAUAGACGCCUUAUCUAAAAUGUACAUAAUCCCAAUGUAUUUUCUACUUAAUUUUUCUAAAGGUUUUGUUCUGUGCAUGUUACCCAUCUGUUCUGGAACAGUGGUUUCCGCCGAUGGGGAGAGGAACAGCUGGUAACAAAAAUUAAUCUGCUUUUUAUAUAAACAAGUGUUAAAAUGUUGAAAAAAGAGGAAGUUUGCUUACAUUCUCAAUCACUGUUCUAUGUUUACUGUGUGAUUUAAAUAAAUGGUGACUACGUUGAUUGGUUA
Molecule: messenger RNA, 2288 nt
Organism: Leucoraja erinaceus (little skate)
Lineage: Eukaryota; Metazoa; Chordata; Chondrichthyes; Rajiformes; Rajidae
Product: ras-related C3 botulinum toxin substrate 1-like
Exons: 6
Coding region: 89-667 (192 amino acids)
Biological process (GO): regulation of actin cytoskeleton organization; actin filament organization; regulation of cell shape
Cellular component (GO): dendritic spine; cell cortex; cytoskeleton
Molecular function (GO): protein kinase binding; GTPase activity; GTP binding
Source: RefSeq, a predicted model, not a curated record